This is a messenger RNA of Pelmatolapia mariae (spotted tilapia), 1589 nucleotides long. RefSeq lists its product as uncharacterized. The coding region runs from base 227 to 1552 and encodes 441 amino acids. Gene Ontology annotation, biological process: monocarboxylic acid transport; transmembrane transport. Lineage: Eukaryota; Metazoa; Chordata; Actinopteri; Cichliformes; Cichlidae. The transcript has 5 exons. The record is from RefSeq and is a predicted model, not a curated record. Gene Ontology annotation, cellular component: plasma membrane. Gene Ontology annotation, molecular function: monocarboxylic acid transmembrane transporter activity.
ACAUCCCUACUGUAACCUCUUUCUGUCCUCUCAGUCACCACAAACGUCCAAAUAAGAGCGCACUUUAAUUCCGAGGAGAGCUGGAUUUCACAGCGCAGAUGCGACUUCACCACAGUACAAAAGCCGGUAUGUUAGCAGCAGAUUUUCCGAGAAGACCCGGGGAAGGACAAUAACAGGACAGGACGUUAGCUUGGCAGGAGAAAAGCCUGCAGAAAAAUUUUAAAAGAUGAAGUCCAGAAAAGUUGAACCCCCCGACGGCGGGUAUGGCUGGGUGGUGGUCAUGUCAGCCUUCUUCACCAUGGGCCUUACUGCUGCUGUUCUCAAAAACUUUGGACACUUCUUCAUUGAAAUCCAGAAUCACUUCGGAGUACAGGCCAGCACCACCUCUUGGGUGACCUCCACAACAAUUGCUAUGCUUCAUCUAGGAGCUCCAGCAGCCAGUGCGAUGACCUUACAGUUUUCUCAGAGAGUAGUCAUCAUGCUCGGAGGCUUGCUGGCUACCUUCGGGAUGGUGCUGGCUUCACUGGACCUCAGUUUGCCCUGGCUCUAUCUCACCAUGGGCAUCCUGCAAGGAACAGGUCUUUCCUUCUCCUGGAUCUCUGCCAACAGCAUGGUGAGCCAUUACUUUGUACGAUGGCGUCCCAUUGCCUUUGCCAUCGCCAGUUCAGGUGAAUGCGUCUUUGCUGUUAUAUUCAGUCCGUUCUUCAAGUGGCUCAUUGACACCUACAGCUGGCGGGGUGCUUUGCUCAUCAUUGGAGGCCUUCAGCUGAACCUGUGUGUGUGUGGUGCACUCAUGAGACCCCUGGAGAAGACCACAACUCCUGCACAGGACACCAAAGACAGUCUAGAGGGAGAUACAACCACACUCCCAGCAAAGAGAAGGACCUUCUUCCAGUGCUCCCUCAUGAGAAAACCAGAAUUUUUUCUGUACAUCCUGUUUGCAAUAUUUUCAGCUGCAGGGUUUUUCAUCCCACCUCUUUUUCUGGUCCCCUUUGCUAGCAGCUUGGGCAUGGAUAAGUACUGGCCUGCUAUGAUUCUUUCUGUUCUGGCUUUAGCUGACCUGGCAGGGAGGCUGAUUUGUGGGUGGAUCGCCAACAUGAGGCUGGUAAGAAACCUGCAACUGCUCACCAUGGUGGCCACUCUCCUUGGCGUGGUGCUCCUGCUGCUGCCCAUCAGCCAAAACUACUGGGCCAUUCUGGUGUUCGCCUCACUCUACGGCUUCCUGUUUGGCUGUGUGGUGGCAAUUCACGUCACAGCUAUUGUGGACAUUGUAACCCUGGAGGGAUUCGACAGUGGACUCGGGCUCUUUAUGCUUUUAAGGAGCAUUGGAGGCUUCACUGGUCCACCUGCUGCAGGCUGGCUGGUGGAUUACACAAACAACUACAGCGUCGCCUUCUACCUCUCGGGCGUCUGCCUGAUUGUGUCCGCAGCGUUUGUCGUCUUGGUCGACCGCCUGGUUCAUAGGAGGAGAGAAGCAGCAGAGCCUCAAGUUUAUUGUGCCAUCGACCAGCAGGAGCAAACAGCAAAAGCCGAGUCAGACACUAUUACAUAAAGGGAGAACCCAGCAGAGUUGGGGGUGCAUACUGUUU